AGUCAUUGGCUCUCUGCGGUUUCCUUGGGGACGUGGCGCCGCCGGCUGCCCGGGCCUCCUUCCGGCUCGGUUAGAAGCUGCUGGGAGCGCCACUGGACCUAGCAGAACGGUGCUGAGGGAGCUGGCUGGCGGUUCGACCGGCUGCAGACUUAGGAGAUGCCGAGGACGAGGAGACCACCUUUUCAAGGCAAAAGGAAAAGGAGGUGACAGGCAUUGAGACCACUGAAGGGAACCCAUGGCUAGGAUCAGUUUUUCCUUCCUCUGCCCAGCCUCCUGGUACUUCACUGUGCCCACAGUGAGCCCAUUUCCCCGGCAGCGGGUGGCAUUCCUAGGACUCUUCUUCAUAUCCUGUCUCCUUUUACUUAUGUUAAUCAUGGACUUUCGACAUUGGGGUGCUUCAUCACCAAGAGAUAGGCAAUAUGAAAGGUAUUUGGCUCGAGUAGGAGAUCUUGAAGCUACUGACACUGAAGACCCAGAUCUGAAUUAUGGACUUGUUGUGGACUGUGGCAGCAGUGGCUCUCGGAUUUUUGUUUAUUUCUGGCCAAGACAUAAUGGGAAUCCUCAUGACUUAUUGGACAUCAAACAGAUGAGAGACCGAAACAGCCAACCAGUGGUUAAAAAAAUCAAGCCAGGAAUCUCUGCGAUGGCAGACACUCCAGAACAUGCCAGCGAUUACCUUCGUCCUCUGCUGAGCUUUGCUGCUGCUCAUGUGCCUGUGAGGAAGCACAAGGAGACCCCCCUUUACAUCCUCUGCACGGCGGGCAUGAGGCUUCUUCCCGAGAGGAAGCAGUUGGCUAUCUUGGCUGAUCUAGUGAAAGAUUUACCUCUGGAGUUUGACUUCCUCUUUUCUCAGUCUCAGGCAGAAGUGAUCUCUGGAAAGCAAGAAGGGGUUUAUGCAUGGAUUGGAAUCAACUUUGUUUUGGGAAGAUUUGACCAUGAAGAUGAAGCUGAUGCUGAAGCUCCCCAGGAAUUGGUGACAGGACGCAGAAGGACAGUAGGGAUACUGGAUAUGGGAGGAGCCUCUCUCCAAAUUGCUUAUGAAGUUCCUACCUCAACUUCUGUCCUUUCUCCACAAGAGGAAGAAGCUGCGAAGAUCUUGCUGGCUGAGUUCAACCUGGGCUGUGAUGUGCAACACACAGAACACGUGUAUAGGGUUUAUGUCACGACCUUUCUGGGUUUUGGGGGCAACUUUGCCCGGCAGCGCUAUGAAGAUCUUGUAUUGAAUGAAACUCUUAACAAGAACAGGUUGCUGGGCCACAAGACAGGUCUGAGUCCCGACAAUCCUUUUCUGGAUCCCUGCCUGCCUGUGGGACUCACAGAUGUGGUGGGAAGGAACAGUCAGGUCCUGCAUGUCCGAGGACGAGGGGACUGGGCGGCUUGUGGGGCCAUGCUGAGCCCCCUGCUGGCUCGCUCCAACACCAGCCAGGCCUCACUGAACGGCAUCUACCAGUCGCCCAUUGACUUCAACAACAGCGAGUUCUAUGGUUUCUCCGAGUUCUUUUACUGUACAGAGGAUGUGUUGCGCAUUGGUGGCCGCUACCAUGGGCCAACAUUUGCCAAGGCUGCUCAGGAUUACUGUGGCAUGGCUUGGUCAGUACUCACUCAGAGAUUCAAGAAUGGCCUCUUUUCAUCACAUGCAGAUGAGCAUCGACUCAAAUAUCAGUGUUUUAAGUCGGCUUGGAUGUACCAAGUUCUUCAUGAAGGAUUCCACUUUCCCUAUGACUAUCCAAAUCUGCAGACAGCACAGCUGGUCUAUGACCGAGAGGUUCAGUGGACGCUGGGAGCCAUUCUAUAUAAAACACGCUUCUUACCACUCAGGGAUCUACGGCAGGAGGGUGUCCGACAGGCCCAUGGUAGCUGGUUCCGUCUCUCCUUCGUCUACAACCACUAUCUCUUCUUCGCCUGUAUCCUGGUGGUGCUACUGGCCAUCAUCCUGUACCUUCUGCGGCUACGUCGGAUUCACCACCGACAAACUCGAGCCUCAGCCCCACUGAACUUGCUAUGGAUCGAGGAGGUGGUGCCCAUCAUUGGGGUACAGGUCGGGCCAUGAGGAUGGGCAGGUUAACGGGAAGCUCAAAUACCCCAGAAUUGCUGCCCAUUGAAUUCUACCACUUUCUGGUACUGGCCUCAGAUGCUGCUUUGCCUGACUUUGUGGAUAUUUGGCCUUGGAAUUUCUCCUUCAGUAUCUACUUUAAUUCCUUUUCAAUAUCCAGGUCCUCUUCUCUGAAGAGAAGCUGUAAUUUAGUCUAUGAAGAACUAAAUGAGAGAUUGGUGCUAACAGAGGGGACCAACUUUAGUCCAAUUGAAGCCUGCUUCUACUUCUUUAUCUGAGAGAUCUGGUAUGCUCCUGGGAUCGAGACUUUUCUCCCCUUGCUUUAAGCAUGAAGUUCAGCAUUGGGCACGCUGGAAGCCUAAGCUGAAACCAAACUUGGAGCAUCUGAUUCAAAGCCUAAGACAUUCUACCAAGUGCAGCAGCCCCUUCUUUCUCUGUAACAGAGAUAUCAUUUAUGUGGAGAUCCACAGCCUUUAAUAGGGAUCCAAGAUUUUUGCAGAUCAGUGGAACAGAUAAGAAUUUCCAGGCAACCAAAAUAACACAACUUCUUUGCUUACUCGACAAAGAAGCCACUGUGAAUGUGGCUGAAGAUCCCUGACAUCCUGUAGCUGAUAUUAGUUAGAUUUUAAAAGGUUAGAACCCUUUCUAAAUGAAUGGUCCAGUGAAGAUUUUAACAAUAUAUUUUCUGAUGCCUCAUAUGACCAGAAUAGAAAAUUUUUCCAUGUCUCUGUGGCUCCGAGGCUGUUUGGGCAUUAAUUUUUCUUUUUGAGCCUUAAGGGUGCUUAUAGGGAUGGAGAAACUGGGAUGGGGAUUGGAGACUUGGAUUUGUCUGGUUUCAGGUCACUGUCCUCUUGGCUUGUUUUUAUAAGUCCUUAUGUGGGAAGAUUCAAGAAGAGUUCUUUUAUUUUACUGCUAAAAUCAAUAUGUAGUUUGGGAAGGGAUACAUUUGGGUUUUUUUAAAGAAGGAAAGAACAAUAUCAGGAGAGUGGGCCAAGGCAAUAAAAUCCAAGCUCUUAUUUAUUAAUGUUUUUCUGAGAAAUAGAAGUUUUCUCAGUUGGGCUCUUGGACUAUUUGAAAAGAAGCAAAUCACAAACUUUGGAAUAGACAGAUAAAUCUGUUAAUAAUCCACCUGGUAACUUCCAGAAUAUUUCCUAAGAGAUUUCUCAUUCAUAAACAGCAUUUCCAUUAAUGGGGAGAGAGGAAAAGCCAUAGUAAUUACACUUUUAUCCACUACCCUUCAGGAUCUUUGCUUCCUCUCUGCAUUUAGCCUUUAAAUUGCACAAGGAUUUCUUUUUCAUCCCCCAUGGAACCUUCUUUAUACUUUAAUCUUUCCUCUGUGUAGCCUUAAAUGUCCUGCUUAAGAAUAUGCUCCCAGAGUUAAAAUAGUUUUCUUAUUUUGUCAGCUUUGAGUUCUAGGAUUACAGGAGUAAGGGAAAAAUCCUUGACUUUAAUGGAAAAAAAGUGAAAUUGUUAAAAAAUAAAUUUCAUACUGAGAGUAGAAAGGAGUUAAGUGCUUCAUAAAACCAAGAAAAAUAAAUCCAGAUCCUCUUGGAAAUAAACUGAGAUGAAAGUAAGUAUACUUAAAGUAAGUGAAAAGAUGAUGAGUCUUGAAUCAUUUUCAAAUUAGAUAAAGAUGGAUCCAGCAGAGUCUGACAGGCUCUUUUGGAAGAACUUUUAACUUUUCAUUAGUGCUUAUGUCUCAGCAGUUUAAUUUUUAAGAUUUCUAAAUUGCCUUGAUUUUCUUUGAGUUCUUAUCUUUGUGUCUGUACUGUGAGCCAGCCCUUGCCUUAUGAAUGCUGCUUAUAAAUAACAUCAUAGUAUGUUUUUGCUAGCCAUUGCCUACUCAGGUAACUCUUUUCCCUCACCUUCGUUUCCAAAUACUGUUUUUGGUUUUCUUAUUUUCUUGUGUGAUCUACUCAAUGAUCUUCUCCAAAGCUACCUAGCUGGCUAACAGUGAUCACAUUUGUGUGCUCAGAAUGAAAUUGAAGCAUGGAGGAGAUAGUGAUCAGUCCAAUUUGAAAGCUCUCAUUAAGUUAUUCUUCAUCCUGGUUAUGAUGAUAGUAACUACCAUUUGCAAAGCACUGAUUGUGUACCAGACACUCCAUUAAUAAUUUUAUGUAUGUUAUUUUAAUCAUCAUGACAACCUUUCAGAUUGGUAUUGUUCUUUUUAUAAUUGAGAAACUCAGGAUACUUGUUUAUCAUUUUUUCCAUAUAAACGUAUUUCUUAUUCUUUAUUUUAAUUAGUCUGAUUUUUUGUGUAUUUUAUCAUGUUUAUUAUUUUAAUAUUAUCUAGGCUUUAUUACAAUGAAUAAGGCAUCUGAGUUCCAUGGUAUAAAAAUAAGGACAAAUUUUUGUCAUACCCCUCAGAAAAACUGAGUAUUUGCUCUUGGUUCUGGCUCCUGUGCUUCUUCCAUUGCUCCCAAUUAAAAAUUUUAAAGGAAAUCUCAUUCACUAGAAACAGAAGCCAUUUAUCCCUUGCUGAGGAUAAAUGGUCAGGGCCAAUUACUUCUAUAUAUUGCUUUCUCAAAAUGAAAUAUUCUUGCAUAUAGAAUCACACAAGCCUUAUCUUUUAACCUUCUUUUUGCCCUCAUUUUUUCAAGAUAUCUAUUUGCAUUUCUGUAUUCUGAGUAGUUUUCAUGUGAAAAUGAUUAUGAUUUCAUAAAAUUCACAUUCCACUAGUUUCUUUGAAUCUUGCCAAGCAAUCUUCCUUAGAACAGUAACAGCAAGCCUGAACUAUUUUAGUGUUUUUAAUAGGUCAUAAGUGUCAAAAUUUAGUCAGUGGUUUAUAGGAGUAAGGCUUAUUAUUCUUUAUGCAGGCACAACCCAUCACUCUUCUGAAUUCUUAUCAUGAAUUAUUCUUAUCACCUAAUUAUUUGCCAUUACAUUCACUUAAGUUGCAGUUAAUUCUAAUCCAAAUUUUAUUGGGGUUGGUGCAAAAGUAAUUGCGGUUUUGCAUUUUUGAAAUUUGCUGUUUGAUAUUGCAAUACAUUCUUAAAUAUGGUUAUGUUAUACAUCAUUUUAAUGCACAUUUUUUGCUUUCUGUUUUUUUGAUAAUGACUUAUUACUUGCUGUUUAAACUAGGGAAAUGAUGUUAAUUAGACAAAAAAGCAAAUUGGAGCAAUUCUUUUAUUCAAGUUGAAAAUGAGUUGUAAAACAGCAGAGACAACUUGCACCAUUAACAAUGCAUUUGGCCCAGGAACUGCUAACGAAUGUACAGUGCAGUGAUGGUUCAAGAAAUUUUGCAAAGGCCAGAGCCUUAAAGAUGAGGAGCGCAGUGGCUGACUACUGGAAGUUGACAGCGACCAGUUGAGAGGAUCUUCGAAGCUGAUCCUCUUACAACUACAUGAGAAGUUACUGAAGAACUCAGUGUCAGCCCUUCUAUGGUUUGGCAUUUGGCCCUGGCAGCAAAUUGGAAAGGUGAAAAAACUCAAGUGGGUGCCUCAUGAGCUGAUCACAAAUCAAAAAUUUCAUUUUAAAGUAUUGUCUUCUCUUAUUCUAUGCAACAACAACAAACCAUUUCUCAAUUGUACUGUAAUGUGUGAGAAAAAGUGGAUUUUAUAUGACAACUGGUGAUGACCAGCUAAGUGGUUGGACUGAGAAGAAGCUUCAAAGCACUUCCCAAAGCCAAACUUGCACCAAAAAAAGGUGGUCUGCCGCCAGUCUGAUCCACUACAGCGUUCUGAAUCCCAGAGAAACCAUUUCAUGUAUGCUCAGCAAAUUGGUGAGUUGCAUCAAAAACUGCAACACCUGCAGCAGGCAUUGCUCAACAGAAAGGGCCCAGUUCUUCUGCAUAACAAUGCUUGACUGCACAUUGCACAAUCAACACUUCAGAAGUUGAACGAAUUGGGCUACAAAGUUUUGCCUCAUCUCACCAUAUUCACCUGACCUCUCACCAACCACUUCUUCAAGCAUCUCAACAACUUUUUGCAGGGAAAAUGCUUCCACAACCAGGAGGAGACAGAAAAUGCUUUUCAAGAGUUUGUCAAAUCCUGAAGCAAGGAUUUUUAUGCUACAGUAAUCUCGUUGGCACAAUGUGUUGAUUAUAAUGGUUCCGAGCUGUUUGAGCUUAUAAUGAUUUAAAAUUCACGGUCCAAAACCACAAUUAAGUUUGCACCAACUUAAUACCAUCUCUCUAUACUUUAGCUCCUUGAAUUGAUUUUCCUUGGUCUAGGAAAUCUUAAUCACUUUCCACCAACCUUCUAUUUAUUCUUCCAAUAUUAUCCAAAGUAUUCUGCCUCUGUCCUCCUUAGCCCAAGUGCUUUCUUUGACUUCAAAGGCCUUGUUGUUCAGUCGCUAAGUCAUGUCUGACUCUCUGCGACCCCACGGACUGUGGCACAUCAGGCUCCUCUGUCCUCCACCAUCUCCCCAGUUUGCUCACAUUCAUGACCAAAGGCUUUAGGCAAUGAUUAUCAAAAUGUGGUUGACUGAGUCUGCCAUGCAAUUGCUAAGCUAGUCAUUUUAGGCAUUAACAUUUAUUAUCAUGUCCAUAUUUAUAUUUUUGAGGUACAGUAACAUCUCACAGGUUAUGGAUUAUAGCCCUGGCUUUGUCAUAAUGUAGCUCAGGAACCCCAGGCAAGUCACUUGCCCUCUCUGGUUCAUUUUUCAUCUAUGACUAGCCAAGAUGAUUGGAGGCCAGUUCCAAAGGGAGAACAGUUGGCAUAAGGAACUAAAGGCAGAGAAGUGACAGAGUAAUUUCAGGAAGAGGGCUGUGGCCCUUGGUUUAGACCAGGCUGCCCAGAAGAACCAGUGGUCAGGUCAUCUCUUACUUUACUCAUAGCCCAUGAAAUAAAGGUUGUGGGAAUGGAGUUUCCAAAAGCAAUCACAAUCAAAGAAUGAGAUUUUUUAAAAUUGAAACUUAAGAUUUGUUAACCCUGGUGAUUUUAUGGAUGAUAAAACUGACACUCAGAAUGUAGUAAUACAUGCAAAUAAAAUGUUCAUUGAUAGAA
Odocoileus virginianus texanus is the source of this 6999-nucleotide messenger RNA. RefSeq names its product ectonucleoside triphosphate diphosphohydrolase 7 (gene ENTPD7). Gene Ontology annotation, molecular function: UDP phosphatase activity; GDP phosphatase activity. Gene Ontology annotation, biological process: UDP catabolic process. Gene Ontology annotation, cellular component: Golgi apparatus. Lineage: Eukaryota; Metazoa; Chordata; Mammalia; Artiodactyla; Cervidae. The record is from RefSeq and is a predicted model, not a curated record.